Molecule: messenger RNA, 2130 nt
Organism: Hydra vulgaris (swiftwater hydra)
Lineage: Eukaryota; Metazoa; Cnidaria; Hydrozoa; Anthoathecata; Hydridae
Source: RefSeq, a predicted model, not a curated record
UAAAGAAGAUGAAAUGUUACAUACUGUGCAUUAUGUUGUAGCAUUUAAACGAACUAUGGAACAUAAUAUUGAUGAUAUAAUGAAGAAAAACCACAAGAUCUAUUUUGAGAGUAAAGAUCUUCCAUUUACUGGAGUCCCAUUCAUUUUUUCAUCAUGUAGUACUCUUGAUUGUCAACAAGGAAAAGACAAAGGUCUGACAACAAAAGCACAGUAUUUAAAAAAGAAAAAUGAGAAUGCACUGGACAAGGAUUCAAUAUGGUUAAGAAAAGAAAUGUCAAAAAAACUUCGCUCAGCUUUGGCUACCAACCGAAACAUUUCAAUGUGUAGAAAAUAUAUUUUAUUAUUACCUGACAUUUCUUCUCAUAAAGACCAUGCAAUUGGAGAUGAAGCAGGUCUUAAUCAACCUUUAUCUAAGGAUAUUAUCAAAAAAAUUGAUGAGCUAGUCAGAAAGGGUGUUAAUUCUGUUCCAGAAAUGAGAUGUCUUCUGGAUGCUAUUGUGCAUAUGGAAUUUAAUUCACUUAACUUACCACAGAAAGCAAAUAAACGUUUUUUCCCACGAAAUGAGACUAUUGCAAACCAUAUGCAGAAAGCUAGAAAUAAUCUUCGCAGAUCCAUGAUAGAUCAAGAAUGUCUGCGUGAUAAGAUUAAUGAAUGGAAAAUAUAUUGUCCAGAUGCAAAAAUACAUUUUAGACCAAAAGGAAAAAUCUAUUCAGACAAUGAUUUAAAUCUUGAAAAUUCAUUACUGUUUGUUUAUCAAGAUGUAUGGCAACAAAAAUUGCUCUAUAGAUAUGGAAAUGAACUGGCUUUUUUAGACGCAACAUAUCGCACAACUAGAUAUGCCCUUCCGCUAUUUUUUUUAGUUGUCAAAACAAACAUUGAUUACCAAGUUGUUGCAAUUUUUGUUUGUGAAAAUGAAACCACAGAAGUUAUAACAAAAGCACUAAUGUGCAUUAAAGAAUGGAAUCCAUUAUUUCAACCGAGGUUUUUUUUGACAGAUUAUUCAAACGAGGAAAUAAAUGCACUCGAAUAUGUGUUUCCAGAGCGAGAAGUUUUAAAUUUGAUCCCCACCAUGUAUUUGUUUGUAACUUCAUGUAGAUCUGUUAAAACCACAAAAGUGUGGGCGUUAAACCUAAAUUGUUGUAAAGUAUUUAUCUGUGAUUUUCACAGAGAACAAGCUUGGGAAAGAUGGCUGUCAAAAACCAUAAAUGGAUGCUGCCUUGUGAAAAAUCAAGUUAAAAAAAUGCUUCGUGAUAUUGCACAUGCAAAAACAGAAGAUAUUUGUCAAAAGGCAGUUCAAGGACAAGUAUGGAAAAUACACCAAAAACUCGCUGAGUAUUUAACAAACACUUGGUUACCUAUCCAAAAGAGAUGGGUGUUUGCUUACAGACAGGAUCGUCUCCUGCUGAAUGUUAACACUAACAAUGGAACUGAGAGGCAGCAUCAAUCUUUUAAAUAUAGUUUUUUAGAAAAACGAAAGAAUUCUUCGCUAACAGCUAUGCUAAGUAUUUGUAUUGAAGAAUUUCUUCCUCACAAAUUUGACAACUAUUGUGAUAAAAAUAAAAAGGCACAUUCAUCAUAUAGAAAAUACAAUGCAAAAAUUCCGCCAUAUUUGAUUGAUCGUCCACGACCUUUGGUAAAACAUUGCAUGCAUUUAGUUGAUACAUUAAAAGGCCUUGACUUACAAAGCAUUAAUGCUGUAACUGACAAGAUAUACAACGUUGCUUCAUUUGAUUCAAAUAGUCGAGAAAUCUAUAAAUGCUAUCUUGGUGAUGAUAAACAUUUGCCUAGUUGUUCUUGCCCUGCCUGGUUUAGUAGUCCAUACCCAUGCAAGCAUUUUUUUGCUAUUUAUAUAAAAGAAAAUCUCUCCUGGUCUGCAUUUGGUAGCUUAUACAGAAAUUCACCAUAUUUUAGCCUAGAUUUAUUGACAGAUGAAAAUAGCCAAGCAACCUCUGUAGUAUGUCAAGAUUUUUUUUCAUCCAACAAUGUUGGUAUUCAAAAUAAUGCUGUCGGACAUGAAACACAAUUGUCUAUACCUCUUGAACCUCAACCGUUUCCAAAUGUACAAGGAAUGAAUUUUAAAAGUACGAUUGCACCAAAUAAAAUUUAAAGUAGUCACUCUAUAAUAACAUG